Messenger RNA from Hordeum vulgare subsp. vulgare (domesticated barley), 3412 nucleotides. Its product is annotated as WEB family protein At3g02930, chloroplastic-like. NCBI's taxonomy places the organism in Eukaryota, Viridiplantae, Streptophyta, Magnoliopsida, Poales, Poaceae. The transcript is spliced from 3 exons. Gene Ontology annotation, biological process: reciprocal meiotic recombination. The record is from RefSeq and is a predicted model, not a curated record. The coding region runs from base 191 to 3130 and encodes 979 amino acids.
CGCUUUGGCUUUGGCCUUUGCAGCCUUUUCGCCGGCCCGUCGCUCGCAGUGGGUGUGUGGCCGACGGACGGACGGACGCCCCCACUUCCCCUUCCGCUUCCUCCACUCCCCCCAUUCUUCUUCUUCUUCUUCUCCACCUCCCCCCACUGCUCCGCUCUGCCGCUUCGCCGCUCCCCCGCGCGCGCGCACAAUGCUGCCCUCCUCCAGAUCAAGAUCUGGGCCGAAUGAGUCGCCCGUCAGCAGCCGGACGAGGCCCAGCACGCCGUCCUCCGGCCACCGCCCCUCCACGCCCUCCUCCGGCUACCGCCCCUCCACCCCCGGCGGCACCAGGAGGGGCGCAGCCGCCGCCGCCGCCGCCGGCGGCACGCCGUCCACUCCGCGCUCGCGCAACACGGGCGGGCCAUUCAGGUCCGAGCCCAACUCGCCGCCGGCCGCGGCGGCGGCCCGGCCGCGCCUCUCCUUCGACCGCGCCUCCCCGAGAUCCGCCGACGCCAAGCCCGUCGCCGAGCGCCGGGUGCCCAAGAUCGGCACGCCUCCCCCCGACCAGAAGCAGCUGCGGAGGGAGAUCGAGCUGCAGUCGCGGCUCGAGUCCGCGCACGAGGACCUCAAGAAGGCCAAGGACCAGCUCUCCUUCGUCGUCGGCGAGAAGGACCGCCUCGUCGGCGAGCUCAACGAGGCCAAGCGGGUCGCCGACGAGAUACACGAGAAGCUCCAGGACGCGCUCAUGGCCAAGAGGUGGGCCGAGGAGGCCACCGAGAUCGAGAAGUUCCGCGCCGACGAGCUCGAGCAGGCCGGCAUCGACGAGUCGCAGAAGAGGGACGAGGAGUGGCAGAGGGAGGUCGAGAGCGUGCGAAGCCAGCAUGCCGCGGAUUUGGAGACGCUGGUCACCACCACCGAGGAGCUCGAGAGGUUCAGGCGCGAGCUUUCGAUGGCCAACGAGGCCAAGAAGGCUGCGCUUGGCCACGCAGACGAUGCCAUGAAGAUCGCGGAGGUCAACGCGGACAAGGUGGAGAUCCUCUCCGGCGAAGUCACCCGCUUGAAAGGAUUGCUCGAUUCCAGCGCUGCGGCUGAGGAGAGUAAAAACCGUGAAACCGAGGCGUUUGUUAAGAAUUUGGAAUCCGAGAUUUCAGUUCUCAAAGGCAAACUAGAGGAGGCAAAGGUUCUUGAGGAGAGGUUGGUUGACAUGGAAAAACUGACCGAGGAGCUUAAAGCACAGUUGGCUGAUGCAAAGAAGGCCGAGUCAGAAGUCCAUCAGCAGUUUGAGGAAUGGAAGAACAAGGCUGGAUCGCUUGAAAUGGAAUUGGAGGAGGCUACUCUUUCCGAGAAGGCCAAAAGCGACACCCUUAUCUCCACGGAAGAAGAACUGGACAAGACCCUGUCUAUUUUACAGGACAGAGAAUCUGAGAUGGAAGUGCUGAAAGGAAAGACAACAGCACUGGAAAUUGAGGUGGCAAGGCUUUCAACAGAAAUCAACGAAUCCAGCGACCACCUGGACGCCUCUCAGCAGGAGUUGUUUGGGCUGCAGACAACAAUAGAUGUUCUGAAAAACAAGCUUGAGGCUGCCGAAGAAGUGGCCUCGGAGGCUUUAAACAAUGAGAAGACUGCUAAUGCAAACAUUGUAAUCCUGACCGAGGAGAAAAUCAAGCUCAUUAAUGAGUUGAAUGAUACCAGGGACAGAGAGGAGAAAGAGAGAAGGGCAGUGGAGGAUCUCACUGCUGCGUUGAGUGAGGCAUCUGGCAAAGCAGAGGAAGCACACGAAAGAUUUCUGAAGAAAGAAGAUGAUUACGAGCAUGCCCUCGCACAGAUUGGCGAUCUCAAGAUGUCCCUAAAUAGUACCAAAGAGAACUAUGAGGUAAUGAUUGAGGAGGCACACUAUGACAUCACUUGUUUAAGGAAUACCGUCGGAAAAUUGGAGGCUGAGGUGAGCAAGUAUAGAGAGGAAUGCGAAGCCAAGGAGCUUGAGAUUGUCAGUUUAAACAAGCAGUCAGAGGAAGAAAUUGCCGCUCUUAAAGCAGAAGCCGACAGGGUAGGAGCAUCAUUGCGAGAUGCAGAGCACGAACUCCAAACUGUCAGUGAGGAGAAAGAGAUACUUCAAGAGAAGCUGUUGCACACGGAAUCAGCGGUUGUUGAAGCUAACAGGGCUGUGCAGGAUGUAAAGGCUGAGAAAGAGGGUCUCCAGGAUCAGCUAAUGCACACGGAAUCUGCAGUCGCUGAAGCUAACAAGGCUAUUGAGGAGGUAAAGGCUGAGAAGGAGGAUCUUCAAGAGCAGCUAAUGCACAAGGAAUCAGCUGUUGCUGAAGCUAACAAGGCCUUGCAGGAGGCAAAGGCCGAGAAGGAGGAUCUUCAAGAGCAGCUAAUGACCACGGAAUCAGCAGUUGCUGAAGCUAACAAGGCUGUGCAGGAGGUCAAGGCUGAGAAAGAGGGCCUUCAAGAGCAGCUAACGCACAUCGAAUCAGCGUUUGCUGAAGCUAACAAGGCAGCGCAGGAGGCAGCGUCUGAGAGUUUGCAAUUGAAGGAUAGGUUACUUGAUCAAGAGAACGCAUUGCAGAGCUUAACCCAGGAGAAUGACGAAUUCAGGCUGCGAGAGGCCGACGCCAUGAAGAAGAUAGAGGAACUGUCUGCUUUGCUUGCUGAAGCCAUGGAAAAGAAGCAUCCUGAGGAGGAAGAGAAGUUAGUGGUUGUGGAUGAGGUGCACAGUGCAACACGUGAAGUUGCCGAUGCAGCUGCGGAAACUGAAGACACGGAAGGAGAGAGUGACAAAAAACCGAGCAUGGAACUCGUCGUCGCCAACGGAAACUCCAAUGGCGACCUGAAUCAAGAGGAAGAGAAAUACGACAGCAAGGUCGAGCAGCAGGAGGCGAAAAGUGAUUUCACCACGGUACACGAGAGCGACAAGGUUGUUGAGAAGCAGCUGCAGGCAGAUGCGAAACAGGAAACUGAGUCUUCGAAAGACGACCUGUCCUCCAAGGAGGACAGCAGCACGGAACACGCAAACGCGAACGGUACAGCAGCAUCAGCAGAGGUGACCAGCAAGGUGGCCAUGUCCCCGACGACAACGAAACCGCAGAAGAAGAACAAGCCCCUGCUGAAGAAGUUUGGUAACCUACUGAAAAAGAAGAACAGCAAGUAGUAGCAGGUGAACAGAAGAAAAAACACAUGUACUAUUAUUGGUGUUUAUUACUACUCUGAUCUUUCUUUUCUUCUUCUUGUUUGAUGACAGCAAGGUAGUGUGUGCUUAAUUUCCACGUGUAAUUUUUUUACUGUCGACGCCUGUACUUUUGUGGUGAUUGCAGUAGCUUUGUGGGUGUUUCAUUUUUCUCUUUUCUUUUUUUUCUAUAAGUUGGACCUCCUGUUCUUUGCCCUAUGGCUGUGGCUAUUAUUAUCUACACGAUCUGUGGCCGUUUGCUUGUAA